AUGAUAACAUGUACGAAUUUACGAGCUCAAAUGGAACUUUCUCGCGCAAUCUCCCUUUAUUCAGCUGUUAUUUUCAUCGUUUUGUCUCUUGGGAUAAUAUUGCGAAUAAAAAUUGAGAGAGGGAAAUCAGUCAUCUGAACAACCUAAUGAAGGACCUUUCAUGCAGGGCUUCAUGGAUAAGAUUCCGGAAAAUUCGUCUGGCAAUACAAAAUUUCUCAGCGGCUGUAAACUUCUCAUUAUUUUCCCAUUUUUCUACCCAUCUGUCUCCGCAAAAGACCAGAUACGUGGCUUUUUCAUCUUGGGAUUCUGCCCCAUUUUGUUUCUCUCCGGUAAAACAGCUAGUUGAUUCCUUCCCAUCCGCGCAGAGAAAAAUCAUGCAUUUCAGGUUGCUGAAUCGGCAACAAAAAUUGAGAUUUUCCAGCAGUGCUUUAGUGACUUUGAAGUCAGACGACUGCAUGGCAAGAUUUUCCUUCGACGAGCGACCUGAGGCGAAUAAUGGAAAUCGGAUAAAAGUAAAGGAGCGGACAAAACGGGUGAAGAAGUCCAGGAGAGCAAAGUUGAAAGAACUUCGAUUUUUCCGCUUGAAGGCCAAAAAGAAGAUGAAAUCUCCAAAUCCAGAAGUUAGAAUUAGAUACAAGCUUGAAAAGGUAUUAAAAAGACUAAGCUGAUUGUUUACUUCCCUACUUGUAUUUCCUCAUAGCUUUUGUUUUUUUUAUUUUAUAUUCAUUGAUUCCAUGCAGAAAUUAGAAUAAUAGCCUCACAUAUCAGACAAAAUUUUGCGAAGCAAACAAUGCUUCUCCUUACCAACUGUUGGUCAUCCAGGCCAAAAGAAAGGAAGAGUGGCUGAUAGAGAAGCUGAGGAAAUACGAUAUCCCCAAAGGUCUUGAUCCCAUAUGCGACCCUGAAAUUAUGACUGAAGAGGAGCGGUUUUAUCUCAAGCGCACUGGUGAGAAGAAGAAGAAUUACGUGAAUGUGGGAAGACGUGGAGUUUUCGGUGGUGUGGUGCUGAAUAUGCAUCUUCACUGGAAGAAGCAUGAAACAGUAAAAGUAGUCUGCAAGCCUUGUAGACCAGGGCAAGUCCAUGAGUACGCUGAGGAACUAGCAAGGCUUAGUAAAGGCAUAAUUAUUGACAUAAAGCCUAACAAUACCAUUUUAUUCUAUCGCGGUAAGAACUAUGUGCAGCCCGAGGUCAUGUCCCCUCCUGGUACACUGUCAAAGCAGAAGGUAAUUCACUUUUAACAUGCUUCUUUUUCUAUAUAUAAAUAUAGCAUGUGUCUCCUAUUGCAUUUUGAUACGGGUCUUUCAAAUCAAACACCAAAAAAUAAACCACUACCCAUUUUCCUUUACCCCUGUAUACACACACACACACACACACACACAUAUAUAUAUAUAUAUAUAUCGAGAGAGAGAGAGAGUUUCUUGUUGGUUGCUGAAAUGGAUUUCCAAAAGAAACUAAGCCCCCCUCCCCCCCAGUUUGCUUUUCCGUGAUUUCAAUCAGAACUGAAACUUGCUCUCUGCUCGUCACCAUCGAUCUUGCUUCAUCUCUUCUUCAGGCUUUGGAGAAGUACAAGUUUGAACAGUCCCUCGAGCACACAGGCCGGUACAUCGAGAAACUGGAGUUGGAGCUGGAAGAGUACCAUAAAUACGUUGCUUCAUACAAGACCAGAGACAACCCCACAAGCCCAGUUUAA
This is a messenger RNA of Spirodela intermedia, 1691 nucleotides long. Lineage: Eukaryota; Viridiplantae; Streptophyta; Magnoliopsida; Alismatales; Araceae. The record is from the annotation of a GenBank genome assembly.